This is a messenger RNA of Fundulus heteroclitus (mummichog), 3402 nucleotides long. RefSeq names its product transmembrane protein 259 (gene tmem259). The record is from RefSeq and is a predicted model, not a curated record. The coding region runs from base 408 to 2486 and encodes 692 amino acids. Gene Ontology annotation, biological process: response to endoplasmic reticulum stress; positive regulation of ERAD pathway. The transcript is spliced from 12 exons. Gene Ontology annotation, cellular component: endoplasmic reticulum. NCBI's taxonomy places the organism in Eukaryota, Metazoa, Chordata, Actinopteri, Cyprinodontiformes, Fundulidae.
AAGUUGCUGCGCAGCCAGGACCCGUAUUUCCGGCUGUGUUCGGCAGUUAGCAGCAGACGUUAGCCGCAGCGCGGAGCUGAUUGAAUCCCUCGGACGCUGCGCGGCUCCCCGGCCUCCUCUGCCAGGUGGAUCCGCCUGAAGCCGCUCUUCUCUCGGCCUUGCUCCGCCUGCUGAGCGCUAACGCGGCGGCUUGUCGACCUUCAGCCGCCAGUCCUUCCAGCUAGCAUCGAGCUAACAGCUAGCUUCCUGCUGAUGAAAACAUCGCGAGGAAAACUUCGCUGACAGGUUCCAGGGACUUCAUCUGUGGACGGUUCUGCUGGAACUGGACCAGAGUUCAUGAAGCAGACCAGAACCAUGCCGACCUAGGAACCGAUUCAGGAGCUCCAGAGUCCUGCUGCCGUUGCGACAUGUCGGAGAACCAGGCCAACAACAAUGUUCCCCUGAACAACAACAACAUGGGGCCCAACAGGAUCCGGAACCCCAACAUCAACCAGAACCCGCUCAUCAACGUCCGGGACCGGCUCUUCCACGCCCUCUUCUUCAAGAUGGCCGUCACCUACGCCCGCCUCUUCCCGCCCUCCUUCAGGAGAGUCUUUGAGUUCUUCGUCCUGCUCAAGGCGCUCUUCGUCCUCUUCAUCCUCGCCUACAUCCACAUCGCCUUCUCACGCUCCCCCAUCAACUGCCUGGAGGCGGUGAGGGACCGCUGGCCGCGGGACGGCAUCCUGAGGGUGGAGAUCCAGAGGAACUCCAGCCGCGCCGCCGUCUACCUGCAGCACUACGACUCCUCCGUCUUCCAGGAGGAGGAGGAGGAGCGAGGAAGAGGAGGAGGGGUGGUGGCUGGGGUCAGCCUGGGAGGAGACGAGGAAGAGGAGGAGGAGAUGACGGUGUUUGACAACAGCUCAGUGCAGUUCGAGCUGGACAUAGAGCCGCGCCUGAAGCCGUCGCUCGCGGCCGGAGGUUCUGGAGCGGCCGGGUCCAACGCCAGCCAGGACGUGGCGUUCAGCGCCGCCUCUAAAGGUAUGCAGCCGCUGCGGGACUCAGUGUCCGAGCUGGAGAUGAUGACCAGAGCAGUGUGGCCGCAGGACGAGUACAUGGUGGAGUACUCGCUGGAGUACGGCUUCCUGCGCCUGUCCCAGAGCACCAGGCAGAGACUCAACAUCCCCGUCAUGGUCGUCACGCUGGAUCCCACCAAGGACGAGUGCUUCGGAGACGGCUUCAGCCGCUUCCUGCUCGACGAGUUCCUGGGCUACGACGACAUCCUGAUGUCCAGCGUGAAGGCGCUGGCUGAGAACGAGGAGAACAAAGGCUUCCUGAGGAACGUGGUGUCUGGAGAACAUUACCGCUUUGUCAGCAUGUGGAUGGCCCGCACGUCCUACGUGGCAGCCUUCGUCAUCAUGGUCAUCUUCGUAAGUUGCUCCGCCUUCGUCAUCAUGGUCAUCUUCACGCUGUCGGUCUCCAUGCUGCUGCGAUACUCCCACCACCAGAUCUUCGUCUUCAUCGUGGACCUUCUUCAGAUGUUGGAGAUGAACAUGACCAUCGGCUUCCCAGCAGCCCCUCUGCUCACCGUCAUCCUGGCUCUGGUUGGCAUGGAGGCCAUCAUGUCGGAGUUCUUCAACGACACGACCACGGCGUUCUACAUCAUCCUGAUCGUCUGGUUGGCCGACCAGUACGACGCCAUCUGCUGCCACACCAACACCAGCAAACGCCACUGGCUGCGGUUCUUCUAUCUGUACCACUUCGCUUUCUACGCCUACCAUUACCGCUUCAACGGGCAGUACAGCAGCCUGGCUCUGGUCACUUCCUGGCUCUUCAUCCAGCACUCGAUGAUCUACUUCUUCCACCACUAUGAGCUUCCUGCCAUCCUGCAGCAGAUUCGGAUCCAGGAGAUGCUGUUACAGAACCAGCAGGCGGGUCAGAACCAGACGGCUCUUCAGGAUAAUCUCAACAACAACACUGCAGCUGCAGGUGCCGGCGCCGGCCCCGCCCCCGCCGGAGCCAGCCAAUCAGGAGAGGCUGGUAGCGACCCACUUCAGGGGGACCCGCCGCUCCCCUCAUCCUCGGCAGCGGUCGGGGCGGGGGAGGUCAGGGCGGAGCUAAACUGGGUCGCUCAGACAGCCGCCAUCAUCACCGAGGCGCUCGGCUCCUCCAGCGACUCGGGAGGAGGAGGAGGAGGAGGAGGAGGAGGAGGUCAGGGACCAGUAGGAGCAGAGAUCAGCGUGGAGUUCUGGAUGGGAGGAGGAGGAGGAGCAGAAACUGGAGCAUCGGCAGGUGGAGCUCCUGACGUCGUUUCAUUGGAUGUUAAAGCUGCAGUGGGCGGAGCCGAAACGACACCUGGAGACGGCAGGUGCCAGGGGGAGGAGCUCGUCCAAAAGGUGGAGCCUUCAGAUGUCUCUGCCCCUCCUACGGACUGCCCCGCCCCCCAGAGUGCAGGUACAGACUGCGGGUCACCUGAGCAACAGAGCUCCGCCCCCCUCGGCACGUCGUGAGUUUCUGCUGACAUCAUCAUGUCACCUGGAUAACAGCUGAUCGAUCGUUGAGCCGACAGAAAAACAGUCCAAGCGGCACUUUACUUCCACAUAAUCCAAUUAAUUCAUGAACUGAUUGAUCAAUUAACUAAUCAAAGACGUGUUCGGUGGGUCGGUUCCCUCCUGAUGCUCGGCAGGUUGAUGUGAAGAGGUUUCAGGUGUGCUGUUUGGUUGCACAGGUGAGCUGCGGUUCUGUUCGCUGUGACCCGUCUGGAAAGCCGAAUGGAGGUGUUGCUGAUGAGUAGGCCUGAAUGUUUCCCUCUUAACUCUGAUUAAACCAGCUUUCUGACCCUAGGAACGAUUGAUUAGGUUCUGAUUACAACCCACAACCACCAAUUGAACUCGUUAAAUCUGCUUUUAUUUUGGAGGGAGAACAGGAAGCUGCUGUUAGACCUAUUGAUCAGGCUGAUCAAACAAAAUCAGCAGCGGAGCGAUAUGAUUGGUUGUGCUAAUGCUCAGGCUCCGCCUCUCAGUUGAGGGCGUGGCCCGUCAUCAUGUCCCGCUUUGAGCAUCAGGCCGAGUCAUCUGCAUGAGCUCACCUGUUCAGAACCGGGAAUCCAGAACCAGAACCUCACUGACGCCUCAUCCUUUCAUUUUCUAUGUCCUGAUUCCUCUGCUUCCAACAGCCGCCCUGAAGGGGGCGGAGCCUUGCAGGAGGAGGGGCCUGGCCUAGUACCUGUACCUGGCCGUGGGACUAUGGACGGGGUUGGGGGCGUUUCUUCUUCGUGCCUCUCCGCUGGAUGACUGUAGCUUGUUAGAACCUAUUUAAAGCCGUGGAACCAGUGGAACCUGCAGAACACGUGAGGCUCCUGCAGCCUGAACUGGGUCAGAGCUGUGAGUCACCUGUAGGUUCAAAAUAAAGGAGUUGUGAAAUAAA